Messenger RNA from Podospora pseudocomata, 995 nucleotides. RefSeq lists its product as uncharacterized. Lineage: Eukaryota; Fungi; Ascomycota; Sordariomycetes; Sordariales; Podosporaceae. The record is from RefSeq and is a predicted model, not a curated record. Bases 162 to 995 code for a protein of 277 amino acids. Gene Ontology annotation, biological process: thiosulfate transport; phosphate ion transmembrane transport; succinate transmembrane transport. The transcript has 5 exons. Gene Ontology annotation, molecular function: antiporter activity; succinate transmembrane transporter activity; sulfate transmembrane transporter activity.
CCGGGCCCAAACGUCCCUUUCCCCCAAGCUGUGUCUGUUCGGGGUGUUCCGAGUUGUCCUUCUCCUCAUGUUUGUCUCUUUUGCAACAUGGUGCUCCCAGGCAUCCAGUCCUGAGGUCUAGUGAUAUCUCUUUUGCCAUCUUGCUAUCAAACCUGGCGAAAAUGAGUGGGCAGAAAGGAACCAAGCAACCCUUCUGGCUCGGCCGCAUGCAGGUCCUCCAUACCCGAGCACCCAUGCUCUCGACCCUAUACCGGUUCGCUGUUCGUGAUGGAAUACCUUCACUGUGGUCCGGCCUUUCCGCUUCGGUUCUCCGACAAUCGACAUACUCGACAGCCAGGUUCGGUUUGUAUACCAUCCUGUCCCGCCAGAUGCAAAAGCGGUCCGGUGGUGCCAAGCCAUCCACCACAUCCACCAUAGCGUGUGCCGGUGUGGCCGGCGGGCUCGCUGGCGUGGUGGGGAAUCCGACAGAGGUUGUUCUCGUCCGAAUGUGUGCCGACGCCGCCAAACCACCGGCAGAGCGCUUUCUCUACUCGGACGCCGUGACCGCCCUCGUCCGGAUCGCGAGAGAGGAAGGCGUCAAAGUGUUUGGGAGGGGGCUGUCUGCCAAUAUCGUCAGGAGUGUCCUCAUGAACGUGUCCCAGAUCGCACCAUAUGCGGUCGCUAAAAAAACUAUCCUCACCCGCACCCGGCUGAAAGACGACAUCCGAACACACGCCCUGGCAUCUCUCUUCGCCGGAACAGCCGCCACGACAGCGUGCGCACCGGCCGAUGUGCUGAAGAGCAGAAUCCAAAGCGCUACCAAGGGCUCAACCGUCCUGCAGGUUGCGCGUGACGGCCUGAGGCAAGAAGGGCCAAUGUUCCUAAUGAAGGGGUGGACGCCAGCCUGGCUCCGCCUGACACCUCACACCGUCCUCACAUUCGUCAUCAUGGAAAAGCUCUCCGAGCUCGUCAGCAUGACGGCAGCCACCCCGGUGCCGGCUCGAGCAACCGCUUGA